AUGAAAAAUCUCCGGACAUGUCGUGAUUGUCAUUCCUUCAUGAAGCAUGUUUCGAGAAAGAAAUCAUUGUUCGGGACCGGAACCGUUUCCAUCAUUUCAAAGACGGAGCUUGUUCGUGUCAGGAUUAUUGGUGAGGGAUUGAUGAUGCUCCUCCGCCCUUCAGCCCUUGCGAGGAUGGAUGGAACACAAUCCUCCCACUUUCACGUGAAGCCCCCGAAAGAGACUUAUAAAAUGUUUCUCCUAAGAAGAGGCUGGAUUUUCUUGCAGACUCGGUCUUGGAUUAUCUCAUCGCAUUGCAUCUAUACAAGAAGCAUCCUGAUAUUGAUAGACAUGAGAUUGGCUUCAGUAAACCAUGAAUGUUAUGCUCAAUCAGCUAUCAAGAACGGGCUACAAAAGCACAUACUCCGUGCAUCACAAAACUGCACAUGGACAUAA
Linum tenue is the source of this 435-nucleotide messenger RNA. Lineage: Eukaryota; Viridiplantae; Streptophyta; Magnoliopsida; Malpighiales; Linaceae. The record is from the annotation of a GenBank genome assembly.